Molecule: messenger RNA, 2726 nt
Organism: Phodopus roborovskii (desert hamster)
Lineage: Eukaryota; Metazoa; Chordata; Mammalia; Rodentia; Cricetidae
Gene: Tbc1d19
Product: TBC1 domain family member 19
Exons: 21
Coding region: 82-1662 (526 amino acids)
Source: RefSeq, a predicted model, not a curated record
UGGGACCCUGCAGCGCGCUCGCUCGCUCGCUCUCUCCGUGCCGGCGGCUGUCCCCGCGGCUGGGCGGGCCAGGGCGGGGAAAUGUUGCAGGAGGAGUCGGACCUGUCCCUCAUCAUUGCCCAGAUAGUCCAGAAACUCAAGGGCUCCAAUCUGUACGCCCAGCUGGAGCGGCAGGCCUGGGCCUGCCUUCAGAGACCCGAGAUCAGACUUGAGUCACUCAAAGAAGAUAUUAAGGCAUUCUUUAAAAUAUCAGGUUGGGAGAAGAAACUUCAGAAUGCUGUUUAUAGUGAACUGAAUGUGUUCCCUUUGCCCAGUCAUCCUUCUGCGCCUGCUGAGCAUCUCAAAGAGCCUCUGGCAUACAUGAGGAAAGCACAGGGAAGUUGGGAAAAAAGAAUCUUGAAGAGUUUAAAUAGUAUGUGCACUGAACUGAGUAUCCCAUUGGCACGAAAGAGACCAGUUGGAGAACAGAAAGAACUUCUCAAUAAAUGGAAUGAAAUGGGAACUGAUGAGCCAGAUUUAAGCCUUUUUCGACCCGUUUAUGCGCCUAAGGACUUUCUUGAGGUACUAAUUAAUCUCCGCAACCCAAAUUAUGAAAAUGGUGAUUCUCUUAGUUUUAGGACUCAUUUGGGUUUAAUUCAAGUUCCUCUGAAAGUAAAAGACAUCCCUGAAUUGAAAGAAUGCUUUAUAGAACUUGGCUUAAAUACAGGACAACUGGGUAUAGAUGAUUCUACACAAGUACCUCCUGAACUUUUUGAAAAUGAGCAUGUGCGUAUUGGGCAAAAAGUCCUAGGGCAACAGGAUAGCGCUGCUGCCCAGCAGUACAUCCGGCAAGGAAGUCCCACGGCACUGAGAGCCGAGCUCUGGGCGCUCAUUUUGAACAUCUCCAGUCAACCCGAGGACAUCCUGUAUUAUGAGCAGCUUAAGACCAAUGUGAUCCAGCAUGACCUUUUGGUGGACAGUCUAAUUUAUAAAGAUGUGAAGCUGACAGCCAGCAACGAUGAUUAUUAUUUUGUAUUUGAAGAUUAUUUAUAUCAGGUAUUGCUUUGUUUUUCUCGGGAUACGUCUGUGCUGGGCCACUUUGCCUACAACAGCGCUUCACCACCGAAAUCAUACAUCAGAGGGAAGCUAGGAUUAGAAGAAUACGCUGUCUUUUAUCCACCAAAUGGUGUGAUCCCUUUCCACGGAUUUUCCAUGUAUGUUGCACCACUGUGUUUUCUGUAUCACGAACCGUACAAAUUGUAUCAGAUAUUCCGUGAGAUGUACGUCCGCUUUUUCUUCAGGCUCCACUCCAUCUCCUCCCAUCCGUCUGGCAUCGUGUCGCUCUGCUUGCUGUUUGAAACUCUUCUUCAAACCUAUCUUCCCCAACUCUUCUACCAUCUCAGAGAGAUCGGAGCUCAACCACUUCGUAUAUCUUUUAAGUGGAUGGUUCGAGCUUUCUCUGGAUACUUAGCUACAGAUCAACUCUUGCUUUUGUGGGACAGAAUCCUAGGAUACAACUCUCUGGAAAUUCUUGCUGUGCUGGCAGCCGCCGUGUUUGCUUUCCGAGCAGUGAACCUGAUGGAGGUGACGUCACUGGCCGCAGCUGAAGCAGUUCUGGCUGACCUUUCUACUUUAAAAGUUAUGCCUCUUCUUCAAAUUUUUCUGUUUGCUACCGUCACCUGAUCUUCGAGGUCACUGACAACACACCUAGUUUUUCAUUAGAAACUAAUCAUGAACUAUGCAAACUCUGCAUACAACCAAAAUUAAACUUUGCAUAUAAGCCAAUAAAGAUCAUGUUCCCUCCUCAGUUAAAGCUAAGAAGGUUUUCACUUUUUGAAACAAUAACCCUGCACACCAAAUACUGCAUUUGCAUGCUGAUUGGUGAGUGUCAAGAGAGAAGCAAUAGACAUCUCCUCUGCUGAACCAAGCAUCCUUCAUGCAGAUUCCUAACUUGUAACAGGCACCUACCAUAUAUGCAAUAAGAACUAAAGGCACUAUAAUAAACUUCAAGAGGUAACACAACUUCUUGUCAGUUUGUAAACUUCUCCUAGAUAAUAGUUCUGUUUUAUAACUUGCCCCCCACUAAAGCCAAUGAUGGGACAGGACGUGAAAAUGCUUGGAAAUAAUGAUGUGUUUGAGUGGGAAUUCAAAUGUGCUUUGGUAUUUAUUUUUUAAAUCAACUUUUAAUUUCUGAUGGAUUUUCAGAUCCCUUCCGUUUUCUUUCUCCAUUAAACAUCUCUAUCUGAAAAAGUUAUGCAGAUAUCUCCAUCCCCUAUUUUUGUUUGUUUGUUUGUUCGAGACAGCUUUAUAUAACCCAGGCAUAGCAGAGGCAGUCCCGCCUGCCUCCAUCUCAUGACAUUUUACUCCUCACUCUGGAAGUGAGAAGUGUAUAGAGGACGUCCUUCACACUUCCCCCCCUCCUGUGUAGAAGCCUGGCUCUGUUCCCUUGGAAGAAUCCAAGGAGGAGGAGUCAAACCACUUGGGCUUUGCUGAAGCUCAGCCCUUCCACACUGACUUCUGGAGCAGAAGAGCUCAGAGACAGCACAAGUGUUCAUCCAUUCUAGAACUGAAGCCAUUGUUCAAGGCAUCAGGUCUUGAUGAGUGUUUAAAUGAGCAAGAGGUUUGCUCGUAUAGUGCUUUAAUGAUAUAUCAGUAUAUGAAAUAGUAGUGUGUGAAAAACCAUUGUCUUCUGAUUUUAGAUGAAAAUUGAAGAUGCUGAUCACUCAAAUAAAACUCAAAUAAAUCAA